UCUGGCAGCGUGCUGUCUAUUCUAGGGCGUAACAUCAGUUCUGUGUACACUAGAUUUCCAGCCUUUAUCCAAGAAUGGCACAAGUAAUGCUUGUCGCUGCAUUUAUGCUAAGCUCAGUUUCAGCGGACCUGAUGCUUUUGUCUAAUGGCGUCGGACUAAAGAUCCAAAGUACAUCAGGAAAGAUGAUUCUCUACUCGGAGGCUAAGUUCCCGCUACAAUCUCCUGCCGCAACGAUAACAUUUGAAGCCUUGAAAGAGGUCGACGGCGAUGGCAACGAAGUGGGAAAAGAUGACGGCAAUCAGAAACACGCAUUCGAUAACUUUGCGGCCCAGGAUUUUGAGACCAGUAACACAGUGGACGUGGUGUAUCAGGGUAUAAAAGCAGUUGCUUUUAAAUUCACCACUAAAAUCACCAGUGUGGAUGCCACUUUCACCAUCCAAGUCCGCAUUUUCAAGGAAAGUGGUUCCUAUGUGUGGGGUGAUGAGGAGAUUGAAGUGAAACAAGGAACUAUGAAGUUCAAUAUUUUGGUUAACGGCUGGAAAUUCUGUGGAGAUUCUGGUGCAUCCUGCAGAAGGAAUGAAACAGGAAGCCAUCUCGACUCCAAAUUUUGCGUCCAAGCGAGAGAGAAAGGCGAAAAGAUGAGCCAAUCAUCUGGCGAGAAGGGACCGAAAGGGAAGGACAAGGCCGGCCGUUACUCCUUUGGGAACGUUUUCGUGGACAUACCUAUUGGAGUUCUGAAGGACGGCGUGGAUGCCAACAUGCCUAGUGGUUUCCCUAAACUGAGUACGAAUGAAAGCACCACCUGUUUCACAGUGCGUUUCCCCAAGUUCAACGAGACGGCGCUCUUCGACCCUGCGGUGACUAAGAAUGUCGACUACGUGCCGCUGCCACAACCGACUCAGGGCGUCUCUCCAAAAACCAGCUCUCGAAGCGGAGCGUCUUCUAUCAAGUGGAGCGUUGCUGUUGUCCUGAUCAACCUUGUGGCUGCUUGGUGAAACAAGCUUUGUUCACAAGAUAAAGUAAAAAAAAGUUGAUUUUCUGCUA
Messenger RNA from Nematostella vectensis (starlet sea anemone), 1044 nucleotides. RefSeq names its product skeletal aspartic acid-rich protein 2. The coding region runs from base 75 to 995 and encodes 306 amino acids. Lineage: Eukaryota; Metazoa; Cnidaria; Anthozoa; Actiniaria; Edwardsiidae. The transcript has 6 exons. The record is from RefSeq and is a predicted model, not a curated record.